CCGCGUCCCGUGCAUUAGCAGGCAGAUUCUCAACCACUGCGCCACCAGGGAAGCCCAGAUCCUUUUAUUUAUUAGCCAAAGAAGGGGGAUGGGCUUUGGUUUGUGAUCUUCAGUAAAGCCUAGGUCUUGCCCCAUGAAGGGAGAUGGUAAUUGGCCCAUUAUUAACAAGAGGUAAUUUUUGUUUAUGAGAUGUUAAGAAUUACUCCAUGGUUUAGAGGUGGGCAUAGUGGUCAUAUACCUCAAACUUUCGGGGAUCCCCUCUGAAAUCUUCUAUUUUCCUUUUCUAAUUAUGGGUAUCCUGUAACUGAUUUAACUCCUUUUGGGGUAGACCCUGUUUCUAUCUUUAGCCUGUUCCACCUACAUGUACUUGAGCUUACAUGAAGUUUUGUUCUGUUCUACAUUUACCUCUUUUUAACUCACGUGUUUGUAUCUUCUGUAUUUGGUGAAUAUGUCUAUAUUCAUGCUUCCCAUUCUUUUCAUGAUUGUAUAGACUCAUCACCUUCUCCCUCAAACUUCAUCUUUCAGGACCAGGAGUUUUCACUUGGGAGGGGAGGGAUAUAGAAGAGAAGGGAAGAAAUUUAUCAGAAACAUUUGGGGAAUUCUUCCAAAUACAGCAGGUCUGCUCACCCCUCCCCUGAGUAUACCAAAAUCUUGGCUGGGGAAAUUAGUAUUUUUUGAGAAUUUCCACAUUUAGUUCCAAUGGUCAACUCCCUCUACCCUUUUGAACUGAAGGAGUUCACGCUCCUUCAUCAUGGACAAAGAUGAUGGAUGGACAGGGUGCAAAGAUGAAUUUCUUGGGUCAUCACUGUGUUGAACUGAAGACACUGAUCUUUUUGUUCUUCAUGAAGCACUUCCUUCAUUUUGUGAUAGCUCAUGUUGAUAUUCAGAUGGAAUAAAGUUUCCAUUCAUUGUGGGACUGACAGUGUUUGGGGAUUGCAAUGAAACCUUGCAAUCAUAAAAUUUAAAUUGGUACUUAACUACAAAGGUCGGUGACAUCAGACCUGCACUGAUGCAGAUCCACCUAAUCCAGUAGCUUCUUCACUUGCUUUACUCCUGGUUGUCCCUGGACAGAUUCCUCAAGUGACUGAAGGCAACCAGAGAUGGAAAGGGCCAACAGCAGCUCCUUGGAGAGCUUUAUUCUGAUGGGUGUAUCUGACCAUCCCCAGCUGGAGAUAAUCUUUUUUGUAGUCAUCCUCUUCUCCUACUUGCUGACCCUUGUUGGGAACUCAACCAUGAUCCUGCUUUCCAGCCUGGAUGCCCGGCUCCACACACCCAUGUACUUCUUCCUCAGCAACUUCUCCUCCCUGGAUCUUGCUUUUACUACUAGCUCAGUCCCCCAAGUGCUGAUCAUCUUGUGGGGAUCAGACAAGACCAUCAGCUAUGGUGGCUGUGUGACCCAACUCAAUGUUUUCCUCUGGCUAGGGGCUACUGAGUGCAUCCUGCUGUUGGUGAUGGCAUUUGACUACUAUGUCAUGGUGUGCUGGCCCCUGCACUACACCACCAUCAUGAACCCCUGGCUCUGCUGGCUGCUGGCUGCCAUUGCCUGUUUGGGUGGCUUGGGCAACUCUGUGGUCCAGUCAACCUUCACUCUGCAGCUCCCUUUGUGAGGGCACCAGAGGGUGGACAGCUUCCUGUGUGAGGUGCCCGCCAUGAUCAAACUAGCCUGUGGAGACACAAGUCUCAAUGGUGUCUGCACCUUCUUCACCACUGUCCCAUUAAGCGUCAUCCUGAUCUCCUACUGCUACAUAGCUCAGGCAGUGCUGAAGAUCCACUCGGCCAAGGGACAGAGAAAGACCUUUAACACGUGCCUCUCUUAUCUGGUGGUGGUACUCCUCUUUUAUGGCUCUUUUAUGGUGGUACUCCUCUUUUAUGGCUCAGCUAUCUAUGGGUAUCUGCUUCCAGCUAAGACCAGCAACCAGGACAAAUUCAUUUCCCUCUUCUACUCUGUGGUCACACCCAUGGUGAACCCUCUCAUUUACACUCUGAGGAACAAGGAGGUGAAGGGGGCGCUGAGGAGGCUGCUGGGGAAGUCAGCUGAAGGAAGGGAAAACUAUCAUUUACCACCUCUUCAUCUCUACAAGCUUUUUCUCAUUCUCUCUGUCCAGGUGAACGUGAGGAGUACUGACCGCAGUACAAGCAUGUUCUUGACAGCACUAAGCUGUUGGUACAUGGUUAAUGUUAUUUCUUUUUUUUUUUUUUUUGAGGUUAAAGGGAUUUUUUUUUUUAACAUCUUUAUUGGGGUAUAAUUGCUUUACAAUGGUGUGUUAGUUUCUGCU
This is a messenger RNA of Aethalodelphis obliquidens (Pacific white-sided dolphin), 2276 nucleotides long. RefSeq names its product olfactory receptor family 2 subfamily C member 1 (gene OR2C1). The record is from RefSeq and is a predicted model, not a curated record. Gene Ontology annotation, cellular component: membrane. Gene Ontology annotation, molecular function: G protein-coupled receptor activity; olfactory receptor activity. The transcript has a single exon. NCBI's taxonomy places the organism in Eukaryota, Metazoa, Chordata, Mammalia, Artiodactyla, Delphinidae. Gene Ontology annotation, biological process: G protein-coupled receptor signaling pathway.